AUGCCCGCGCUCUCCCCAACAAUGACUGCCGGCAACAUCGGGGCUUGGCAGAAAAAAGUCGGGGAUGCCCUUGCUCCCGGUGAUGUUCUGGUGGAGAUCGAAACAGACAAAGCUCAGAUGGAUUUCGAAUUCCAGGAAGGAGGAGUCUUGGCAAGGAUUUUGAGGGAGGCUGGUGAGAAGGAUAUCGCUGUAGGAAAUCCAAUUGCAGUCAUGGUGGAAGAAGGCACAGAUAUCACACCAUUCGAGUCGUUCUCAUUGGAGGAUGCUGGUGGUGAGAAGUCCUCCGCUCUGAAGGAGCCAGAGCAGCCCAAGAAGGAGCUCAAAGUUGCUCCAGCUGCACCAAAGGAGGAAUCGACCCCAGCAGCUGAGGAGGAGCCUGUAUCAACGGGAGAGAGAUUACAACCUAGCCUGGACAGAGAGUCAUUUAUUGCCCCCGCAGUAAAAGCUCUAGCCUUAGAACGGGGUGUGCCCUUGAAAGACAUCAAGGGAACAGGUCCUGGUGGGCGGGUUACUAAGAACGAUGUUGAGAAGUACCAACCCGCCGGUACGGCUGUCAGUGCAUCUGGUCCAGCCUUCGAGGAUAUUCCCGCAUCUUCCAUGCGUAAGAUCAUUGCCAACCGUCUAGUGCAAUCCAUGCGAGAAAAUCCCCACUACUUCGUGACUUCGAACCUCUCCGUCACUAAACUGCUGAAGCUGCGCGAGGCUCUCAAUAACUCCGCUGACGGAAAAUAUAAGCUUUCUGUAAAUGACUUCCUCGUCAAAGCCUGCGCGGCUGCUCUGCUUAAGGUGCCAGCCGUAAACUCGAGCUGGGUUGAGGAGAACGGACAGGUCGUCAUCCGCCAACACAAGACAGCGGAUAUCAGCGUCGCCGUCGCCACAUCCGUCGGCCUCAUCACGCCCAUUGUACGAAACGCGCACACCCUCGGUCUCUCCAGCAUCUCCAGCCAGGUCAAAGACCUUGGCAAGCGCGCACGCGAGAACAAAUUGAAACCGGAGGAAUACAUUGGCGGAACCUUCACCAUCAGCAACAUGGGCAUGAACCAUGCCGUGGAGCGAUUUACCGCAGUCAUCAAUCCUCCUCAAUCCGCCAUUUUAGCCGUUGGCACGACGCAGAAAGUCGCUAUCCCCGUGGAGGGUGAAGAUGGCACUUCUGUCAAAUGGGAUGACCAGAUUGUCGUGACGGCCAGUUUCGACCACAAAAUCGUUGACGGAGCAGUUGGCGCUGAGUGGAUGAGGGAGUUGAAGCAGAUAGUUGAGAACCCUCUCGAGCUUCUCCUUUAA
This is a messenger RNA of Paracoccidioides lutzii Pb01, 1281 nucleotides long. RefSeq names its product pyruvate dehydrogenase complex dihydrolipoamide acetyltransferase. The coding region runs from base 1 to 1281 and encodes 426 amino acids. The record is from RefSeq and is a predicted model, not a curated record. Gene Ontology annotation, molecular function: dihydrolipoyllysine-residue acetyltransferase activity. Gene Ontology annotation, cellular component: pyruvate dehydrogenase complex. The transcript has 2 exons. Gene Ontology annotation, biological process: pyruvate decarboxylation to acetyl-CoA.